AUGAUUCGUUCGGGUGGUUUUGGGACUGUAUUUAAAGUGAAGCAUAGAUUGGAUGAUAAAAUAUAUGCAAUUAAAAGAGUGGUGUAUGAAGAUUUUUGUGAAGAAAAGAGACGACAAGUUCUAAAUGAAGUAAAAAGUUUGGCAAAAUUAGACUCAGAUUUUGUGGUAAAGUAUUAUCACUCAUGGCUUGAGUCCAAUCAUCUCUUCAUUCAAAUGGAGUUCUGUUCACAAAAUCUUAAGACAAUUAUUGAAAACAAAGCCAUUGUAUUCGGGAGACAACCGGAAGACCACAUGAAUAAUGUGUUCGAGUAUUUCAUUUCAUGCGAAAUAUUUAAAGAACUUUUAGAAUGCGUUCAAUAUUUACAUGAAUCCAAACCCCCAGUCAUUCAUCGGGAUCUCAAACCCGACAACAUAUUAAUUGAUCCCAACUUCAGAUCCAAUCGUUUCAUAAAACUGUGUGACUUUGGUUUAGCCAAAGAGAACAACACAAAUGGACAGACCUUUAGUAAUACAGUUGUGGGCACUUCUAGAUAUAUGGCACCCGAAGUAUUUAGUGGUAAAUAUAACCAUAAAUCAGACAUUUAUAGUCUGAAUAUAAUCGGCGGACAAUUGUUUGAUAUCGAUCUUCAAGUUUUUGACUGUACAAAUGAUUUUGAGCGCUGUUCAGAAAGGAUGUCGAAAGCGUUGCCUAAAGUCUUGCCUACAGUUAUGCCUAAUGUGUGCACAACUCGCAAUCAUUUAACGAAAAUGAAUCUUUAA
Molecule: messenger RNA, 759 nt
Organism: Medioppia subpectinata
Lineage: Eukaryota; Metazoa; Arthropoda; Arachnida; Sarcoptiformes; Oppiidae
Source: the annotation of a GenBank genome assembly